This is a messenger RNA of Leptosia nina, 873 nucleotides long. The record is from the annotation of a GenBank genome assembly. NCBI's taxonomy places the organism in Eukaryota, Metazoa, Arthropoda, Insecta, Lepidoptera, Pieridae.
AUGAAGAGUAAAUCUUGUAUAGUUCUGCUUUUUGUACUAUUCGGUGCAUCAAUUACACUGCAAUAUGAUAUGGAUGAAGAAGUUGCUAUAGACGUACCUAGGGAUGAAGACAUGGAAAUGGAAACUGUGGAUGAUUCAGAGUCUCUACUCUCAAAUGUUGUAUCGGAUAUGAACCGCACCUUGUCAAAUUUGUACUUUCAGGUUACAUCAAGCAAUGUCACAGUUGAAAAUAAAACACAAGCACUCAAUGAGACAAAGAAGCUUGUGAAAUGUAAUGAUAUUGUUUAUGAAAGUGAAGAUGUUGAACCUAUAGUUGAAAUUGUCAAUGGCAGUUCUUUAUCAAAGUUGUUACAAGUUAAACCAGAUAUAUCUGGUCGAGAUGUAGAUGCUGAUUGUGUUUUAGUUUUAUUUUACGCUAGGGCAUGCCCAUUUAGUGCACAUGCUGCUCCACAUUUUAAUGCACUUGCUAGAUCUUAUCCUAAUAUUAAAAUGGUGGCAUUAGAUGCUCUUAGACAUCAUGGUAUAAAUGCACAAUAUGGGAUAGUUGGUGUACCAACCUUGAAAAUGUUUCACAAUGGUCGACCAGUGGGUAAAUUCAAUGGGACAGAAUAUAAUAUACAUCUGUUUAGUAAGUUUGUUAAUGCUAUAACAGGACAGACUCCACAAGGGCUUUUAGUUAUGUCAAAGGAUUUCCAAGGUCCAGUUUCAAGCGCUGUUGAGAAAGAAACAGAUUAUUUUUUGAUAUUAUCUUGGUUGUUUAUUGUUGUAUGCUCAAUAUAUUAUUUCAUGGAAUCAAAAUGGUGGACAAUGAUUGUUGAAAUGGUGCAAAAUAACUGGAGAGAGUCUGUCGCUCAACAUGAGCAUAAUGAUUAG